CGCUGCUGACCCAGAUGCAGUCACUCUUGUUUUCGGAGGCGUGGUGCGGUGACGACUACAGGUUGACGCGCUCAGUGCAGGAUGAAGCUGUUGCAUCUGGCGGUGGUGGCGUGCGCGCUGGGCUGGGCGGCGUCUCAGGACGCCUACACCCAGGGCGUGGUGAACGGAGCGACGCUGGCGUUGGCCGGCACCGCUGUGGUCGGCCUUGGCGCGCUGGCCAUCAAACAGCAUCAGAGUCGGAGGAGGAACAGAUACCGGUACGCUCCGUACUACGGAGGAUAUUACAAUGGCGGAUACGGUGGAUACAACGGAUACUCCCCUGGCUAUUACCAGCCCCAGUACUACCGCCGCCGCCGCUCAACUACUGGCACUGGCGAGGUGGAGCAGGACUUCGAGAAGAUUAUGGGUCAGGACAAGGACCAGUGCGGCAUGCGCGUAGUCUGUGAGCUGGAGGCCCAGGCGGCCCUGGGGGAUGACGUCGACGACUUCGGCAAGCUGAUCAUCAGCCUGUUCGGCUCGAAUCCGGCACCUGUUCCCACCUCCGCCCUGGACACGGCACGGGGCCGGUACAACUACGCCGCCUACAUCGGCUCCAAGAGCGACCCCGAGACGUGCGCCGAGCUCUACUCGACCUGCCAGUUCAGCAGCAAGUCGAUCCUGCAGCUGGUGGAGGCGUCACACCAGCCGAGGCUGCUGAGUGUGGUGCCAGCGCCAGUCGCCGACGCGCAGUGAGGCUGAGUGUCUUGCGUAGUGUUCGACUGGCUGACAGCGCGUCUGUAUGAGAAGGUCUCAGCUUAAGCUCUCGAUGAGCCGGUAUUCCGUCGGCCUCCAGCGUGUCUUCGUAUGACAAACGGGAGGCGGGUGCGUGAUGUUGCAGGCUGGGGUGGCGCAUGUGUGUACAUAAGCACGGCACUUUAAAAUGCGUUUUAGAAACUGCACUAUUUGCGCCUUAAUGCUGGCUAAGCCAGUCAUGUUUUACAAUAUGCUGAGCACGAGCUGCUCUUAUCUGUCCGAGCGUAGCUACGCAGAAGCUUAAAUUAUGAAAAGGGGAAGGAUUAGAAAGCCAAUGUACGAUUGGCCCGGAUUCUCCUUAUUUACGUCGGGCUGGCGCGACUGCAGCGAGGGCUGACCAUGCUGCCCAUAUAAGCAUGCAACAUUGCACACGUAUCUCUGUCUAUGUGCGCGGCGGCUGACUGCAUAACCAUAUCUCGUCGCGUAUACGCCGCUGCGCCCUGCAAGUUUCAGCGAUUGUUUUACUGUUCGAUGCUUAUCAACGCUAUUGUUCUGUUUUGGAAGUCCAUCUGCUCUUUGUGAUGCGACCAUGCCAUUGUGUGUUAUGAGUUGGUAUACUGUUUUGUCCGUUCACCUAUGGCUUUAAUGUUUUUCGAGUACAUGCUCACCUGAAACAGC
This is a messenger RNA of Pollicipes pollicipes, 1410 nucleotides long. RefSeq lists its product as uncharacterized. The record is from RefSeq and is a predicted model, not a curated record. The coding region runs from base 82 to 732 and encodes 216 amino acids. NCBI's taxonomy places the organism in Eukaryota, Metazoa, Arthropoda, Thecostraca, Pollicipedomorpha, Pollicipedidae. The transcript is spliced from 5 exons.